Molecule: messenger RNA, 2607 nt
Organism: Lymnaea stagnalis (great pond snail)
Lineage: Eukaryota; Metazoa; Mollusca; Gastropoda; Lymnaeidae
Source: the annotation of a GenBank genome assembly
CAAGGUCAUCGCAUUACCCAUUUUGCUAUGGGUGUACCCGAGGAUGAAGGCAUUGCCCGCUUCGCAACAGCAGCGUUAGUUUCAAGCAUCGUCUGCUUCGCCCUAGGCCUGAUCGUCAACCUAGUUGUGCUUGUAUCCAUUGUAACGUCACCAGCAAUGCGCUUCCACCUGCGCAACAAACUGAUCGCCAACAUGUGCGCGUGCCAUCUUACAGAGAUAGCGUUCCGCAUUCCUAUCGGCGUGUACUUGGAAUUUAAAAAUCCGAAAAUACAUCGAGAAUGCUACAUGUACUCAGCUAUUGUUAACUUGGAGCUGAUCCAAGUGUUUAUCGUUAACUGGAAUCUGGUCUUUUUGAUCUCCGUCCUCAUCGAACACAUCAGGGAUGUCAAUCCCGCAGUGACCUGGUCAAAAAUGCACAGAACUCUCGCCUGCAUUCUUCUAAUGGCGCUGCCUUGGGCGGCCGCCAUGAUUAUAGUCCCGCUGCUAUUGAACACCUAUUCAACGAGCCAUCACGUCGCAGGUCGGUUACCGGACGGGUGCAUUCUGCCAACGCACAGUUUCUUGGCUCCCGUCACGGCCGUGGUUAGCCUCCUGCCCCACUUGACGUCCGUGGUGCUCACGGCCGCGGCGAUCGUCAUGUCGCGCAGGAGCUCGAGAGAAAGCCUUCAUCCAGACGAGGCGGGAACUCACACUCGCUCCGGGGUCGGUCCACUUCCGGUCUACAUCACCGCUGUGACGCUUACCAUUGUGUGUGAUGUGCCCAUGGUUUUAGCUGGGCUUAGAAUAUACGAUGACAAGAAUUCCAGGUAAGCUUACAUGCGCAUAUGCAUGUAAAAGUUACAGAGUUUCAUUCAUAAAAGUUUGCCGUGUGCAAAAACGAUUAAACCAUUGGUCAGGAAAAAAGAUUUAAUUAAGUAGUCUUGUGCCAAAGUUGAAAGUUCACAAUAAGUAGUCCCUGAAUAGUAUUUAAGUAAUAAGGGGAUUCGUUGCCUUAUACUCAUAUAAACUAUAUAGUCAUUGCACAUGACGCUAUCACCAGAAUGAGGCCACAAAAUGUGAAUGCUUCGUCCAUAGUAGAAAAUAUCAAAUGAAUUCAUGAUUUAAAAAAUCACAACUCAAAAAGUCCUAGAGAUAAAAAGUUGAUUCUAGUUUCAAUUUUUUUUUUAAAGUUUGAGAAUAGCUAGAAAUGACUUUAAUAUUUAAAUAAAUUAUUAUUACUUUUUUUUUUUUGCUAACUGAAGUACCUGUCUAAAGCAAUUUCAAGCACAUGUUAAUAUAGUGCCGCCAUAUUGGUUUUCGUUUAUCUUGAUCAUCGGUUAUCUCGACUCUUUUUCACGAACCCCGAAGCCGUCGACUUACCCAGGUUCUACUGUAUAUAAAUAUCAUUGCAGACAUGCUUUCAAAAUAAAAAAUGCGAAAAAUCUAAGUGAAAUUCCUACAAUGUCCUGAUUAUACAAAAGUAUUUCUCUCUACUUUUUACAGACAGACAUAGAGUUAGUGAAGAAAAACAAAGGGAAGGCUGAAGCUUUGCCAAUAGACACAUUACCGAUGACAACACAUUCUUUCCAAUUUUCUGCCACUCGACCCCAAAAAGCCGUUUUUAAAAAAAUCUGUUUUCAAGGGGAAGUUGAAGGAAAUAUGAUUUCUAGAAAUAAAUUCCCGAUAACUGCGCUAAAUGGGAUUCUUUUAAAAAAAAAAAUUUAAAAAAAAUAUCGCAAGUGCCUUUGGUGCGUAAAAUUUUGUUGCUGUUUUUUUUUUUUUCUGUUUUUUUUUUUUUUCUGAAAUAAUUGGUUAAAUAAAUCUUCGGUGCAGAAGCGGGUGGGUCAUUAGAAUAUUAAUAAAGUUCAAGGGCAUGGAGAAAAAAAGGACGGUUGCGAGCCUUGGGGGAGGGUGGGAUUAGGAUCAAGUGCAUUAGCUGUAUGCAUGUUUGUCAAAUGGUCAGCAUCCCACCCCCCAAACAACCCCCCUCCCCCAAUUUGUUGGAGAUUACAUUUCAUAAAAGAUUUAUGUGAACAACUUUCUUCGUAGGGGUUGUUGGAUUGAUUUUUAUUUUUUUAAAUUUUUAAGUAGAACAAAUCUUGGUCAGCUGACCCAUUUUGAGUGACGUGUGUUACCACAAUAUCGAUGAGUUAAGCGGUAACUAAUAAUUUUUAAAAAGGGUUGGGGGGAAAAAUUCAUGCAAAAAAAAAAAAAAAAAAAAAACCCCCCCAAUGCUUAAAAUUUUCAGUAAAUUUGCAGUGGAUUUUGUUAUUAUUAUCUUCUUUAAUCACAAAUAUUCCCCACCCCCCUUUUUUCACAUUAGUUUCAGAACGAAAGCUCUCUACCUGUCUGGGAUCAUCUCUAAUUUAAGUAUCAUUAUCAAUCCUUUGCCGUGGCUACUUCUGCCGGAUGUGCGUCAUCGAAUCAAGACCUGCAUGCCUUUCUCCCAUCGCAGACGUGACGCAAAUGGCACUAUGGCUCUCAAAGGAAUCAGGAGUUGUGAUCACGACAGUGGCGUAGCUAUUGGUUAGCUCCAACUGUGGGCGGAACAAGAAUUUUGGCGCCCAAAAAAUGCAGUUGACCGAAAAUCCCACCCCUCAACAAACAAUCAAGUGUCGCCUGGGGCUU